This is a messenger RNA of Ictidomys tridecemlineatus (thirteen-lined ground squirrel), 1332 nucleotides long. The record is from RefSeq and is a predicted model, not a curated record. Lineage: Eukaryota; Metazoa; Chordata; Mammalia; Rodentia; Sciuridae.
UUCAUUUUCAGAAACCACCCAACCUUGGCCAUGUCCACUUCUUCUUUUCCAACCUCUGCAGUAGUUUUUGCCCUGAUCACCCUGCCUUUCUGUGCUCCGGAUACUUUUAAAGCUGCAGUAUAUGAACAUGCAGUCAUUUUGCCAAGUGAAACAGAAAUACCUGUUUCUCAGGAUGAUGCCUUGAUCCUCAUGAACAAGAAUAUAGAUAUUCUGGAGACAGCAAUUAAGCAAGCAGCUGGUCAGGGUGCUCAAAUCAUUGUGACUCCAGAAGAUGCACUUUAUGGAUGGAAAUUUACCAGGGAAAGCAUUUUCCCUUAUCUUGAGGAUAUCCCAGACCCUAAGGUGAACUGGAUUCCAUGUCAGGACCCCCAGAGAUUUGGUCACAGUCCAGUACAAAAAAGACUCAGCUGCCUGGCCAAGAGCAACUCUAUCUAUGUUGUGGCAAAUAUUGGAGACAAAAAGAAAUGUAAUGCCCGUGACUCCAAGUGUCCGUCAAAUGGCUAUUAUCAAUAUAAUACCAAUGUGGUGUAUAAUUCAGAAGGAAAGCUGGUGGCACGCUACCACAAGUACCAUCUCUACUCGGAGCCUCAGUUUGAUGCCCCUGACAAGCCGGAGUUAGUAACUUUCAAGACCACAUUUGGAACAUUUGGCAUUUUCACAUGCUUUGACAUACUCUUCCACGAUCCUGCAGUUACCCUGGUGGAAGAUCACCAAGUGGAUACCAUACUGUUUCCCACAGCUUGGAUGAAUGUUUUGCCUUUUUUGACAGCUAUUGAAUUCCACUCGGCUUGGGCAAUGGGAAUGAGAGUUAAUCUUCUUGCAGCCAACACACAUAAGGUUGGCCAAAACAUGACAGUCAACUGGAAUGCCUACGCCAAUACCAUCAAACCCUUCCCAGUACAGAAAAAAACUUUUGGGGGAAGUGUUUCCCGCGAUCAGUUCAACUUCACAGAACUUUUUGAAAAUUCAGGAAACCUUACAGUCUGUCAGAAAGAGUUAUGCUGUCAUCUAAGCUACAAAAUGUUAGAAAAAAAAGAGAACGAAGCCUACGUUCUGGGGGCUUUUACAGGACUUCAUGGCCGAAGGCAAAGAGAGUACUGGCAGGUGUGCACAAUGCUGAAAUGUAAAACUGCUGAUUUGAAAACUUGUGGACAGCCAGCAGAAACUGCUUCUACAAGAUUUGAAAUGUUCUCCCUUAGUGGUACAUUUGGAACAGAGUAUGUUUUUCCUGAAGUGCUACUUUCUGAAAUUCGCCUGGCACCUGGAAAAUUUGAGGUAAGAGGAUUUCAAGAGUAUUUCCAUCUUCUCUUUCUCUGAAGCCAAGUCAAACAA